Messenger RNA from Naegleria lovaniensis, 2241 nucleotides. RefSeq lists its product as uncharacterized. The coding region runs from base 1 to 2241 and encodes 746 amino acids. The transcript has a single exon. NCBI's taxonomy places the organism in Eukaryota, Heterolobosea, Eutetramitea, Acrasida, Naegleriidae. The record is from RefSeq and is a predicted model, not a curated record.
AUGAAAUUGAAAACAGAAAACAACUCUUUGGAUGAUGAGGACGAUGAAUAUGAGCAAGAAUAUGAUUAUGACGAGAACGGAGAAUAUAACACUGAAGCAGAUGAAUAUCAUUCCGAUCAUGAUGAGCAAAAUUAUGAAAAUACGAAUAAUUAUGGCAAAACCAGCAAAUAUAAAUAUCCUCAAUAUGAAGAAUACGAAUUGGAUGAAGAGGAUGAAAAGUUGUUAAGAGAAGAGAUGCUAGGCUUCUCGGAGCAAAACGGAUAUAGAAACGAGCAUGCCGAAACGGAGAACAAUGCUCUCUCGGAACAAGAACCAAGGUUUUCAGAAGAGGAGCUCAUUUCAAAAGUUUCUGAAAUUAAUAAGCUAGCUUUAAGGAUAGAUAUUAUCAAACGAUCAUUGGACGAAUCGGAUGAGUCGAGAGAACAAGUAGAAAUACUGAAAUCAGAAAUGGAGAGUAUUGUUGACCUGGUGUGUCAAGUUGUACAAGUAGAGAGAAAAAUUGAACAAUAUGUCAAUAACGAAAACACGUGCUCCUCAUCCAUAAUACCCUUAGUGAGAUUGUUGAAGGAUGAUAUUCGCAAAUAUUUCCAAUCACAACAGAGAAACUACUCCAAACCAUUUGUGCAGCUUGAAACCUCAAAUACACAUCUGGAAGAGAAUUCAGAGCAUGGUGAACAAGAAUUACUACAAGAGGAAGACCGCAGUUUCAGCUCAGAUGAAAAUGAACAGCCCAUUAGCGACGAAGGAAGCGAAGGAAGUGAAGAAGAAGAGUAUCAUCCAAGUGUUGAUCCUGAGGCAGAUGUGGAUGGAAGUGAUGAGUAUUCAAGCAUACUCGACCUAAAUCUACCAGAAAUAAGCUAUCUGGAAAAUUUACAAGAAUUGUGUAUCAAAAAAAGCUUCAAUCUUAUUGAGGAGAGAGGGAGGCGAGAAAAAGCUCUGCUAAACUACCAUUUAUGUGAACUCUCAUACAAAGAAAAUUUUAAGCACGAAGCUUUGACACUUGUACAGCAGCUGAUUAGAAAUUACGAGAAUGAGCUUGACCAACUUAACAAGAACUGCGAACGGCUAAUAACUGAAGCAAAAGAAAUCGCUCGAAACACGAAAAGACCAUUCAGAAAACACAAAAUUUCCACCCCUGAAAAGCUAAAGAUUGAGAAAAUUGAGCCUCUAGAUACGUCAUCAAUUAUUACCCCUAGAUCGACCAAAGAGCCAAGGGUUCUGACUCCUUCCCAAAUUAAGGAAAUUCAAGAAAAUAAGGCAUUGCAAAAUAUGUACAAUAGAUUAGAAGCAAGUUUGUCACGUACUCCCAAAGUAGAGAAAGAGGCUGCAAAACCACCUAUUGAAACGAAACGUGUCAACGUUACAUCUGGUCAUGACACACUCGAUUCCAUCGAUUCAAAAUCUCAAAAUGAAAAGAAAGUGCGAGCAGUAUCUCCAGAAACUGCAAGAAAAUUAGCAGCAGAGAGAUUAAAAGAGAAGAAGCAACGAGAGAAAGAGCAAAAAGAAAAGGAACAACAAGAAAGAGCGGAGAAAAUCAAAAAGCUUGAGGAAAUUUGCCAAAAACAGCAAGCUUUAAUUCUGAGAGAACAAAAGUCGGCAAACACGAAAAAGUAUCUUGAAGAAAUACUCUCCUUCGAUUCAGACGAAGAAGAACAAAUGAAACAAAUUGAGGAAAUUGAAAAGAGGAAAAUGGAAGAAGAGAAAAUCAGUGAGGCACGAAAAAAAGCAAUUCUUCGAGCCAAAGAAAAAAAGAAGAAAGAGUUAGAAAGAGAGAAGGAAUUGGAAGAAGAACGGAAACGAAAGGAGGCUGAAAAGUGGAGGAAACGAGAUGAAGCACUCGCAGCCUUUAAGCUUAAACAAGAAAUUGAAAAGGAAAAGGGAAUUCACAAGGAAGCUGAUUUGAUCAACCAUCAACAAGCUCCGCCACCACCAGCACAAUCUACAGAUCGAUCGAAAUCAAAAUCGAACGUACCAACUCCGUCCACAUCCUCCUCAAAUACUCAAAUGAAAAAACCAACAUCCGUGACAAGUACAACCACGAAAGAGGAAACAAAAAAGAAAUCCUCAACAACCACUACUAACUCACACAACAAAGCCAAACGAAAAACAACUGCACUCGUUCCAACAAGCCCCUUACUUGAAGGACUGGACCACGACGAAGGAGAGGUGGACUUUCUUCAAUUCUCUCCACCACCUCCCAUGUUUUCGAGUUCCAAGCCACCAUCGAACAAUAAAAAGUGA